GAACUUUGAGAUGGAAACAGGUUGGAAAUCCAUCAUCAUCUUCUUCUUCUUCUCUAUCAUCAUAUCCUCAAAAAGUGCUAUCUAGUCUAUUUUCACUGUAAAUCGGCUACUCCGGCCGGCGAUCUUAUAUCUUCUUCUCGAUCUUCACUGUUGAUUUUCCACUCUUUCUCUAGUCAGUCAACCUAGCCUAGCUAGUUUCUGCUCUUCUCAUCGAAGCAUUGACCGAUGAUUUAUUGUUCAUCCGAUUCACAUUUUUAUGUUUGAUAACGGUGAUAUAUUAGCUAAAGAAAGAAGAAAGAAAAGACAAAGGGAGUUCCGAUUGUUUCAUGGGCAACACAUGCCGUGGAUCUAUCAGAACGAAGGAUUUUCAACCGUGCAGUGAGCUCGAAGACCAAACGACCUCUAAGCGCGACACUUCCUCUUCUCACUCAGUCGUCUCCGAGAAAUCUCCCGUCCGCGUCACCUCCGAUCAGCUAAUUCCCGACGCCAUUAACACGUACGACCGUAAGAAGAAUACACAACACAUCUCAUUCGCAGUGAAAGAAGAGACUACCAUGAGACGCGGCACAGACAACCAAGGUUAUUACGUUCUAGGUCACAAAACUGCCUAUAUCCGUGACCUAUACACCUUAGGUCGUAAAUUAGGGCAAGGACAGUUCGGCACUACUUAUUUGUGCACUGAGAACUCAACAGGUAUUGAUUACGCUUGCAAAUCCAUUUCCAAGAGGAAAUUGAUUUCGAAAGAGGAUCUGGAAGAUGUUAGGAGGGAGAUUCAAAUAAUGCAUCACUUAGCAGGUCAUAAGAAUAUUGUAGUCAUUAAAGGUGCAUAUGAGGAUCCAUUGUAUGUCCAUAUUGUUAUGGAGCUUUGUGCUGGUGGAGAAUUAUUCGAUAGGAUCAUUCAAAGGGGACACUACAGUGAGAGAAAGGCUGCUGAAUUAACCAAAAUUAUUGUAGGCGUUGUCGAGGCCUGCCACUCACUUGGAGUUAUGCAUAGAGAUUUAAAGCCUGAAAACUUCUUGCUAGUUAACAAGGACGAUGAUUUCUCUCUCAAAGCCAUUGAUUUUGGACUUUCGGUUUUCUUCAAACCAGGUCAAAUUUUUACUGAUGUUGUUGGAAGUCCAUAUUAUGUUGCUCCUGAGGUGCUUUUGAAACAUUAUGGACCCGAAGCUGAUGUCUGGACUGCUGGCGUGAUUCUCUAUAUACUGCUAAGUGGUGUGCCGCCGUUUUGGGCAGAGUCGCAACAGGGGAUAUUUGAUGCUGUUCUGAAGGGGUAUAUUGACUUCGAUUCAGACCCAUGGCCUUUGAUAUCUGAGAGUGCUAAGGAUUUGAUAAGGAAAAUGAUAUGCUCCAGACCAUCUGAACGAUUAACUGCACAUCAAGUCAUGUGUCAUCCUUGGAUUUGUGAAAAUGGAGUAGCUCCUGAUCAAGCUCUGGAUCCAGCUGUCCUCUCUCGUAUCAAGCAUUUCUCAGCAAUGAAUAAACUAAAGAAGAUGGCUUUACGGGUAAUAGCAGAAAGCCUGUCAGAAGAGGAGAUUGCAGGUCUAAAAGAGAUGUUUACAUCGAUGGAUACUGAUGAUAGUGGUGCCAUAACAUUUGAUGAACUUAAGGCUGGCUUAAGAAGAUAUGGCUCUACCUUAAAGGACACUGAGAUACGCGAUCUUAUGGAUGCAGCUGAUGUUGAUAACAGUGGCACAAUUGAUUAUGGAGAAUUCAUUGCCGCGACAAUUCAUCUUAACAAACUGGAGCGAGAGGAACAUCUUGUGGCUGCGUUUAGAUAUUUCGACAAAGAUGGGAGUGGCUAUAUUACAGUUGACGAACUUCAACAAGCUUGUGCAGAACAUCACAUGACUGAUGUUCUUUUAGAAGACAUUAUCAAAGAAGUUGAUCAAGACAAUGAUGGAAGAAUUGAUUAUCAGGAAUUUGUUGCAAUGAUGCAAAAAGGAAAUGCUGGAGUAGGAAGGAGAACUAUGAGGAACAGUGUAAAUUUGAGCAUGAGAGAUGCUUUUUAGUAUCUAUACGAUGGAGGAGACCAGAAUAAGUUAAAUUAUUGAACAUUUUAUUUUGUCUUGUUUAUGUAUUUAUAACUUAUGUAAGUGAUAAGGUAAAAACUGAAUUGUAUCUUUGUUCUGUGUUUUGUUUAUUGUAGUCUAUGAUUGAUACCUUCAGGAUAAAUGUUACAUUCUGUGUGAUUGUAUUAAUUUGACAAUACAUAAGCGUUUAAACCG
Molecule: messenger RNA, 2225 nt
Organism: Impatiens glandulifera
Lineage: Eukaryota; Viridiplantae; Streptophyta; Magnoliopsida; Ericales; Balsaminaceae
Product: calcium-dependent protein kinase 26-like
Exons: 7
Coding region: 327-2009 (560 amino acids)
Biological process (GO): peptidyl-serine phosphorylation; protein autophosphorylation; intracellular signal transduction
Cellular component (GO): nucleus; cytoplasm
Molecular function (GO): calcium/calmodulin-dependent protein kinase activity; ATP binding; calcium-dependent protein serine/threonine kinase activity
Source: RefSeq, a predicted model, not a curated record